Messenger RNA from Ornithodoros turicata, 1736 nucleotides. RefSeq names its product U11/U12 small nuclear ribonucleoprotein 35 kDa protein-like. Bases 778 to 1584 code for a protein of 268 amino acids. Gene Ontology annotation, molecular function: mRNA binding; snRNA binding. The transcript is spliced from 5 exons. The record is from RefSeq and is a predicted model, not a curated record. Gene Ontology annotation, biological process: mRNA splicing, via spliceosome. Lineage: Eukaryota; Metazoa; Arthropoda; Arachnida; Ixodida; Argasidae. Gene Ontology annotation, cellular component: precatalytic spliceosome; U12-type spliceosomal complex.
CAUUUAUAUUAUUCUCAUUAGAUUUAGCUUCUUAUAUCUGGCUGGCUGGCUUGGCGUUUAUUUCUUGUGUUAUCAUGAUAUAUAUGCUAUGUUUAUUCUUCUAUUUUUCAGGUACCCUACAAAGUUCUUUUCACCAUUUAUAUCAUUCUCAUUAGAUUUAGCUUCUUAUAUCUGGCUGGCUUGGCUUUUAUUUCUUGUGUUAUCAUGACAUAUAUGCUAUGUUUAUUCUUCUAUUUUUCAGGUAGCCCUAGAAAGAUCUCUUCACCAUUUAUAUCAUUCUCAUUAGACUUAGCUUCUUAUAUCAAGCUGGCUGGCUUGGCUUAACAUUUCUAUGUUAUCAUAACAUGCUAUGCUGUCCCUUCGUAUUCCCUAGUCUGGGGGUUUUACAUUAUGCGUCAUCUUCACAGGCUCGCUUGCUUCCUAGCCUUUUUUUUUUUUUCAUGUUUAUUCUUUCUAUUUUUCAGGUACAGGGCAAUAACUUUUCAACCUCUUAAAUCAUGCUCUUUAGAGUGAGCUUUUUCAUAUCUCGCUCGCUUGCUUUGGUUUUUUAUUCGCUUUGUCCCCUGGUUUUAUCAAGGUUUUAUUCCCAAUGAGGCCAAGGCCAACGGAGUGUGUCAAAAUUUGCGACAUUUUUGAGUCAGUGGCAUCGUCAUGGCCAUUUCGCUAUGGCGUCCUCCGUUCGUUUGAAGUUUUUCGGCGUUUAGUUUUGAUUACUUUAACGUGUUAAUCUUUGCGUUUUGGCCUACAGUUUUGGCCAUACGUUCUAUCAGAGACACAAUGGACGACCUCGCUAACUGGACUCCGAUUCCGCGAACGUAUGACCCCCUGAAAGCGGGCUCCAUCGACGGCACAGACGUCAAACCUCACGAUCAUGGAAUCGUACGAGCCAUGGAGGCGACAUACAAGACGAACAAACACGUUGAAGGUGAUCCUGAGUCGACACUAUUCGUUGCGAGGCUCAACCCUUCGACUACCGAAGAGAGACUUCAUAAAUAUUUUUCCAGGUACGGAGAAGUGAAGCGAUGCCACCUGGUGAGGGACGUCAUAACGGGAUUUUCAAAGUGUUACGGCUUCGUGGAGUUCUACGACAAGCGUGACGCCGUCGAGGCCAACGACGCGAACCAGGAUUACAUUGACGAGUACAAGAUCUUUGUGGACUUCGAGCGGGAGAGGAUUCUACCCGGCUGGAUACCACGCCGUCUGGGGGGAGGUUUUGGAGGCAAGAAAGAAUCGGGUCAGCUGAGGUUCGGAGGUCGCGAUCGUCCCUUCAAGAAACCCAUCAUUCUGAACAAGAAGGGUGGCGGGAGGUCAAGAGGAUGGGGAGGACACGAGCGAGAUUUCGAGGAUGACGGCUCCGACGAUAGACGGCACAGGGGAGGAGGAGGAGGAGGUGGUGGUUGGAGGCGCCAAAGGAUGGACGGAGACAGGUGGCAGGAUCGCCAAGGGGACCGCUACGGCAGGGGAAGGCAUCAUCCAAGCAGGCACGAGGAAAGGGGGGAAGGCUGGCAACAGUGGAGACGGCAGGAGGACAAGCAUGGUUCACGGAGAUCACAUCACGACAGCAGGCAUUCUGACUACGACUGACUCUCAGAGCUAGUGCUGAUCCAGGACAGUGUUUGCAGCACAUCCAGACUGAAUCAUAACAUGGUUAACAUGUUGUUAGAGCACAUUUUCACGUGACGAGGUGAGGUAUCCCGGAAAAACAUGUUGUAAAUAAAGUUUUCGCAUAAAUUUCA